Messenger RNA from Ipomoea nil (Japanese morning glory), 994 nucleotides. RefSeq lists its product as uncharacterized. Lineage: Eukaryota; Viridiplantae; Streptophyta; Magnoliopsida; Solanales; Convolvulaceae. The record is from RefSeq and is a predicted model, not a curated record. The transcript has 3 exons. The coding region runs from base 208 to 561 and encodes 117 amino acids.
GUCUGCAAUUGGAGUUUGUCCCCUUUACAGAUGCAUCCAAGGUGAAGGCAAAGAGAGCUUCAAUUCGUCGCUAUUCAGGGUUGGAAUCCAAUCCCAUUCCCAUUCCCGUUCCUGUUCCGCUGCGCUGCUCUCACCAUGGUCGGGGCAGCGCAAUAGCUCGAAGGAGGAGGAAAGAAAGUUAUUAUUUUGUUAAUUUUGUUGUGAUAAAUGUCUCUGAGAAUAAAAGCAGUGGUUGAUAAGUUCGUGAAGGAAUUGAAGGAAGCGCUGGAUGGGGAUAUACAGGAUAGGAUUAUGAAGGAGAGGGAGAUGCAAAGCUACAUCGAGGAACGCGAACGCGAGGUCGCCGAGCGAGAGGCCGCCUGGAAAGCCCAGCUUUCUCGCCGUGAGGCUGAGAUUGCCCGACAAGAAGCAAGGCUUAAGAUGGAAAGAGAGAACCUUGAAAAAGAGAAAAGUGUACUGAUGGGAACAGCAUCAAGUCAGGAUAACCAAGAUGGAGCUCUGGAAAUAACAGUAAGUGGGGAAAAGUAUCGCUGUCUCCGUUUUGCAAAGGCAAAGAAAUGAAGAACUGCAGUUGACAAAGAAAGCCCGUAGUCACUAUCUGAAGCCCUGAAGGUGCGCUAGCCAGCAACAACCUGACCAACUCGACUGAGGUUACCCCAAACGACUGCUUCUGGGAAAAGUUUAACAUUGUGUCGGUCUAACUACAGGACUUAUGAAGUUGUCCACAAGUUUUGCCUUGGGUUCCAUUCAAAUCCAAAAUGAUGAAAGCCAAGAUUUCAAGAGUCAGACUCGUGCAGGUAAUAAUGAAUUUGAAGAGGGGGCUGUUGUAUGGUAGCAAGCAAUAGCUGUUUUCUCUACUGGUAGUGAUCAAAGAAAGUGACAUCCCAUAACUGGGAAAGGGGAGAAGAAAGUGAUGACUCAUCCAUUUGCUAAAAAGCUAAUAAUACCUUUGAUGCUUCAUCUCUCUUUUCUUUAUGUUUGAAUUUCAUACCAA